Paramacrobiotus metropolitanus is the source of this 2048-nucleotide messenger RNA. Its product is annotated as V-type proton ATPase subunit H-like. The record is from RefSeq and is a predicted model, not a curated record. The coding region runs from base 239 to 1870 and encodes 543 amino acids. Gene Ontology annotation, cellular component: lysosomal membrane; vacuolar proton-transporting V-type ATPase, V1 domain. Gene Ontology annotation, biological process: proton transmembrane transport. NCBI's taxonomy places the organism in Eukaryota, Metazoa, Tardigrada, Eutardigrada, Parachela, Macrobiotidae. The transcript is spliced from 12 exons. Gene Ontology annotation, molecular function: proton-transporting ATPase activity, rotational mechanism.
CGGCAUAAUAUGGCAAGAAGCUGUAGCAGCAGUUAAAAAGUUCCACUACGCUGAAUAUAGGUUGACUACCGCGUGUAGCUAGCGUUGUGGUUUGCAGCUCAAGCUGCACGAGAGCCAUUAAUAGAUGUUGAAACUUUCAACUUGAAAGUGUCUCUCGUAUGAUAUUUUUAAAAUUUGUAUAAAUUAUUACCGUUAUUAGGAACGGUAGUCUUUUUCUAGAGUGAUAUAGUAGAGUAUCAUGAACAGUUUUGCCGGUAAGCUGAAGAAAAUCAGGGAGCGGUCGCAAAGUCCGGGACGAGCACUGUCUCCCGAACGGAAGGCGGGAUUAACAGGUCGCGGUACCUCCGUGCUGCCCUCGCAUGUCGCAAGUGGGAGUCUGUCGCCAACGCAAAACCGGAAACUGGAACCAGUUCGGAAAAUAUCACAAGAAUUCAACCAGAAGCUGUGGAUCCGGCCCACCCUGGCGGCCGACACGGAAGUCAUCGAAGACGUCAAAGAAGGAAAAAUGCCGAUUUCCGCGUUUUCGCAAAAAAGAGCGGAGAUCCGGGAAAGAAAAAUCAACUGGGGCGCUUAUCUACAAAGCGGACUCAUCACACAGGAACAGUUUGAUGUCAUCAUCAACGUCGACAAAUAUUCACCGGAAAAGCGAGGAUGGAUAUUCCGCGAUCAGGGGGUUUUUGUAGCUGAAUGCUUUAUCGAAUUGCUGAACAAUAUAUCCAAAGACGAUACCAUCCAAUAUUUACUGACACUUAUCGAUGAUUCCCUUGAGCAAGAUCGCACCCGCAUCGGAGGACUGAAUAUUUACGCGGAAAAUCAGGCCGUCACAGUGGCCAGCCUGUUCAUCCCAUUCCUUAACCGGACAGAUUUGUACAUUAUGCACCAAACUGCCCGCAUUAUUGCCAAAUGUGCAUGUUGGAGUGCGUCCCUGAUGGAGGAGCCCGAUCUGUCCAGUUAUCUGGUUUUCCUUAAACUGAUUCUACGCUCAUCGAAUAACGAGUACAAGGAAACAACCGUUCGCUGCCUGCAAAUGAUGCUACGGAUCCGUGAAUACCGAUUGGCUUUCCUUCAAAAUGACGGUAUCACGGGAAUCGUCAAUGCGUUGAACGCUAAUGCCAGCAACAGUCAAUUACAGUAUCAACUGAUUUUCUGUUUGUGGUGUCUGACAUUCGACGCGGACGUUGCCAAAGAAUUUCUCAGCCAUAACGUGGUUCCAAUCAUGGGAAAGAUUCUUACGGAUUGUCAGAAGGAAAAGGUCAUUCGUAUUACCUUGGCGAUAUUGCGGAACUUAUUAGAGAAGUGCGACGAUGACCCGGAAGUCUUGAAGGAGCUGGGGAUUUGUAUGGUGCAUGCCAGAAUAAUUCGUUCUCUGGAGCACAUUGAGAAACGCCGUUUAGUUGACCCCGAUUUACUGGAAGAUGUGGAAUAUCUCGUGACGGCACUGCACAAAGCCGCUGAACAUAUCAGUUCUUUCGACGAAUAUAUGGCCGAAUUGAAGAGCGGCAGUCUGGAAUGGAGUCCCGCUCAUAAGAGUGAAACAUUCUGGAGAGAAAACGCUGCCCGGUUUAGCGAAGCCAAUUACGAACUGCUUAAGAUCCUGGUAUAUCUCAUGCAACGCUCCAAAGAGCCGCUUGUAUUAAGCGUGGCCGUGCACGAUAUUGGUCAAUACGUUCGCUUCAGCCCUCGGGGGAAAGCGAUAAUUGAUAAAGUCGGAGGAAAAGAGGCUGCAAUGGCACUUCUUUCCCAUGCGGACGCUGAUGUGCGUUACCAAGCCCUGCUGGCCGUUCAAAAAAUGAUGGUGACGAACUGGGAAUUUCUCGGCAAAAAGUCGGAGAAAGAUCAAAACCAACAAGAAGUUAGCGUAAAAUCAUAACAAAUUCUUACUGUCUGUUAUAAUUUUUGUUAGUAAAAUGCGUAUAUGUGUCUUCAACACGAAAAAAACGGUGGGGGGAAGUUAUGGGUUUGUUGGUAGGCAUCAUGGCUUCUUUAUGCAGAAACUUAUUAAUAUUAGUAAAAAUUCGUCACUAUUCCAUUGCGCCGACUUUGAAGUU